This is a messenger RNA of Odontomachus brunneus, 3982 nucleotides long. Its product is annotated as integrin alpha-PS3-like. Gene Ontology annotation, molecular function: integrin binding. Gene Ontology annotation, biological process: cell-cell adhesion; cell-matrix adhesion; integrin-mediated signaling pathway. The coding region runs from base 606 to 3875 and encodes 1089 amino acids. The record is from RefSeq and is a predicted model, not a curated record. Lineage: Eukaryota; Metazoa; Arthropoda; Insecta; Hymenoptera; Formicidae. Gene Ontology annotation, cellular component: external side of plasma membrane; integrin complex. The transcript has 22 exons.
AGCCUCAAAUCUAGUAGAUGUCAUCUAUAUUGCAGAUGAUCAAAUGGCAUGAUGCAGUUAUUAUUAUCUUAUCAUUAUUCUUCCUGUUCACCGAUGAUAGUCGUACCAUUUGUUUUUAUUAUUUCAUAAGAAACGGUCAGUGACAAAUUACAUUCUUGGUCGCGAAGUUGUGCGCUAUCUGGUCGCCUUUAAAACUUGUAAGACAAGGCGAUCAGGAUCAACGUAAUGCAUCGCUUCACCGUCGACUCGCUGAUGAUGCUUCAGAUACGCAACAUCAUUGUACGUCCUCGCAGUGCCGAUGGAAACCAAUGGACGCAAUGUCUCGUCGCGCUCCUAAUGAAUUUCCUAUUAAUCUGCAAUUUCGCAGUUGUAUUCGCCUAUAAUAUCGACAUGAUUCACCCAAUAAUAUAUCCGAGCAGCGCGACCAAUCUGCACCAAUAUUUCACCACGAAAUUCACGCGCGGUUAUUUCGGCUAUUCGGUGCUGCUGCAUCGUGACUCAUAUCGGAACUCCAUGUGGUAAUGUGGUAAUGUGUUAAAACUCGUGAGACAAGACGGACAGGAUCAACGUAGUGCGCGUGGUUUCAACGUCAAUUCGCCGAUGUGAUGACGCUUCAAAUGUGUGACGUCGUUGUUCGUUCUCGCAGUGCCGACGGAAACUCGUGGAUCCGAUCUCUCAUCCCGUCCCUAAUGAAUUUCCUAUUGAUCUGCAAUUUUGCAGCAGUGUCCGCCUACAAUGUCGACACGAUACACCCGAUAAUAUAUCCGAACAGCGCGACCAAUCUGCACCAAUAUCUCACGACGAAAUUCGCGCGCGGUUACUUCGGCUAUUCGGUGCUGCUGCACCGUGACUCACAGAGCAAUUCCGCAUGGCUGUUCGUGGGCGCACCUCGUGGAAAUUAUACUAAGCCGACACGCAGACAGUUGCAAUAUAUAACUGAGCCCGGUGUGGUUUACCGGUGCGCUUUGCCGGGUCCAUGCGUGGAGAUCGAGCCGGCUGUUUUCGAGGAUGAAUAUGCACCCGUGUACAAUUUACAAGGUCGUAUAAUGAAGGAGCACUCGUGGUUCGGCGGUGCGAUGUCGAUCGAGAGGAACAGUGGCUUCUUGACGAUAUGCGCACCUCGAACGAUUAUGAGUAUUUUGAGAUAUAGCGGCGCUGAAUCGUACACUAUGCACGGCAUGUGCUAUAACAGUCAGGUGUUCUGGAACACAACGGUGGACACGGAUAGAUCGUAUAUCGAACGUUAUGAUUUUACGAAGGAAUGGUGGUAUGAUCCAAUGCAUGGUUUCUCCAUCACCUAUGCGCCGUCGCAAAAUGAAUACGCAAUCAACCGUGUUAUUGGAGCGCCGAAUCACGACAUAAGCGGUUCCGUCACUAUGGUGCAACUCGCGAGACCGAAAUUUGAAAAUGAGAACUACAGAAUGACCACGGAUACACCGAUAUGGGACAUUAUGUCGCGAUUUGGCUAUUCAACAACCGCGGGAUAUUACUUCAACCGAACUAGAUUCUUUUACGCCUCCGGAGAUCCAUCGUGGAACCACAUAGGACAGGUAGUCGUGCUCGAACCGAAAAGAGAUCCGCUCAUGGUUACGAAUCUCCACGGCAGCGACAUCGGCGAAUAUUUCGGCGCGAGUUUGGCCACCGGCGAUUUAAACAGAGACGGCUUGGACGACCUCGUCGUCGGAGCGCCACAUUGGAAAAACGAUAACGGCAGGAUUCACAUAUACUUGGGUACAUCCGAGCAGGAACAUUUCGACAAGUCGGUGAUUUUAGAAGGCGUCUAUGAGGAUGCGCAGUUCGGCUACGCGGUGGCGUGCGGCGAUCUAGACGGAGAUGGUUUCAGUGACAUCAUAGUGGGCGCACCUUGGGAGGAGUCCGGUGCAAUUUACAUAUACAACGGCGGCGAGAGUUUGAAGGACAACGUGAAACCUACCGCGUCGCAAAGGAUCACGAUACAAUCAUCCGCUCAUAGUCUCCCGACGCUGGACAUACGGACCUUCGGAUUCUCGAUAGCUGAACCGAUCGACGUCGAUGCCAAUGGGUACGUAGACAUCGCGGUAGGCGCGUACAAAUCAGGACAUGCUGUGAUAUUACGAAGCAGACCGGUCGUAAGAACGAGCUUGACCGUUCGUACCGUACCGGACAUUUUGCAGAGGAACGUCAGCAACUUUUUCGUCGAAGUGUGCGUUCAAUAUCGCGACUAUGAUGCAGCGAGAGCCUAUGCUUUCAAGAUCUCUUUGACCAUAGACGAAAAACAUAAGCGUACCAAAAUGACUUCACUGGAGUUAUUCUCAGUGAAUAUACUACGUGAUAAAUGUGUGAAUACGAGUAUUACACUUUCGAAAAACAUUCAAGAUUUUAUCGAGCCAAUUACUAUUUACGCGCAGCAUGAGUUUACCCAAAAAGAUUCACCUGCGCACGAUUUCUGCAAGACCUGCCCGGUCGAACGCAAGAGUGACACGUCGAAAGGCGCGCAGACUUUACUUUCCUUCGAUAUCGGAUGUGGAGCGGACAGAGUCUGCAACUCCAACAUAACCGCGAUUGUGAAAUUUUCUGGCGUCAGAAAUAAUAAUUCGUGGAUUAUCGGAUCCAACGAUAUCACCCUAACGGCGUCCUUAGUGAAUCACGCUGAGCCAUCGUAUCUCACGAUGAUCACGUUUACUCUCCCGUACGGCAUAGUACUGCGCAGUAUCUUACCUUCUUGUCAGGAGGAUACGGUCGGAAACAAGCUGGCGAUUACCUGUAAUGUCGGUAAUCCACUUGGGAAAGAUGAGCUGAAAAUUGUAAAACUGGAUUUGGAUAUGAGACAAUUCACCGACGGCUCGCUACACGGGGAAGUUCUGGAGUUCACCACGGAGAUAUGGACUCGCAGCGUGAAUCGUGGCAUGCGUACAAUUAAAUCCUUGCUCACUUUGCAGAGCGAAGCGUUCCUGUCAUUGAGUGGAAAAGCGAACGAGGAAAGUUACCAUUUACCCAACUUGGACAAGGAGCAAUUGAACGUGAGCUUUCAGCAUACAUAUCAAAUAUUGAAAUCCGGCGCGACGCCGAUAAAAAGAGCGCGACUUCUCGUGAACAUUCCAACGUAUGUGAACGGCUCAGGUCCUUUAGUAUUUCUACAUAAGCCAAGGAUAUACUUAGCUGGGGAAUAUCGCGAUUGUUUGUCGCUUGGGAUAGAUGUGAUAGAUGCUCAACAGAAUGAGUUUCAAGACGAAAUAGCGUCGGACGUGUCCAAUGUGGAUAUGCCUAUAUUCGAUAAUAUGACGCCGCGAAGUGUACCGCGUGAAUUGCGCAAGAGAGAUAUAAACAGCCAUAUGACUCUGGGGACUCGCCUCGUUCAGGCAUUGUACACCAUGAGAAUGAUAAAACUCGAGAAUUCAAUCGGCAAUCUGACCCGACAGGAUGUCGUGCAUCUGAACUGUUCGUCGCCCAACGUGAAUUGUUCGAUGGUGCAUUGCGAUCUGAGCGCACUGAAGACACAACAGAAUAUCGGCAAAUUUGUGAUGAGACUGAUUCUAAAUGCUACAGAGCUCAGAGAUGCUAUUGGACUAUCGAACGAAACGAAGAUCGUGAAGUUCACCACAGAAGCUCAUGUCGAGAUCGUACAGCCGGUUAAUAGAAUCGCCAGCGCGGAAGACACUAAGUGUGACAUGAAUCUCACGACGGAAUUUCACAGCACCGCAAAGACACAGGAACUGCAACUGUGGGUUGUGUUCGUAUCGGUCUCGCUGGGUCUAAUUCUAUUGUGUGUCUUCAUUAUCUUAUUAUACAUGGCGGGUUUCUUCAAAAGGAAGAUGAAAGAGGAACUGACUGCUUUAAAAAACAACAAAAUAACAGGAGAUGUGAACAAAGGCGAAAUCACAGAUACACCCCAAUGAAGGAUACUUUGUACAUCUCUACUCCACAACUGUUGUGAUAUAUAUUUUAUAAAAUAAAGUAAUAAAAAUGAAAAGGCAAAUGAAUAAAAUCGAGUUACAAAAAUUUA